This is a messenger RNA of Penicillium arizonense, 414 nucleotides long. RefSeq lists its product as uncharacterized. NCBI's taxonomy places the organism in Eukaryota, Fungi, Ascomycota, Eurotiomycetes, Eurotiales, Aspergillaceae. The record is from RefSeq and is a predicted model, not a curated record. The transcript has a single exon. The coding region runs from base 1 to 414 and encodes 137 amino acids.
AUGAGUUAUAGCGACAUGAUUGAAAUGGCCCCGAACCAGUGGAGCCAAAGAGGCAUGUUUAUCCGCGACGGACAGGUUUGCCCAGAAGACUUUCGUCUAACUAAUCUAGGCGCAAUGAUUCACUAUGUUACUGUACAGUUUGACGAAUUCGACAGCUUUCUAAGUGACGAAGAAUUAAUAGAAAUGGCGAUCAACAUGAUUCAGCAAAGGGAAGCCAUGGUAACGGACUACAACCAUCAUCGCGGUUACGCAUGGUAUGUAUCGUUCCCAGUCAUCAAGGGCCCUGGCUAUGAACUUGAUUACGACGACGCUUACGAAACAGCAGAAAUCUAUGCGCGGCGCACUCUGGAAGACAUCAUUCAAGGUUCGGUUUCUAUCAAUCGACUCUAUUUCAACUUCGGACAUAAAUGCUGA